Messenger RNA from Nannospalax galili (Upper Galilee mountains blind mole rat), 2564 nucleotides. It is a transcript of the gene Dtnbp1, whose product is annotated as dystrobrevin binding protein 1. Bases 135 to 1223 code for a protein of 362 amino acids. The transcript has 12 exons. Gene Ontology annotation, biological process: regulation of synaptic vesicle exocytosis; negative regulation of protein kinase activity; anterograde synaptic vesicle transport. NCBI's taxonomy places the organism in Eukaryota, Metazoa, Chordata, Mammalia, Rodentia, Spalacidae. Gene Ontology annotation, cellular component: neuron projection; plasma membrane; cytoplasm. The record is from RefSeq and is a predicted model, not a curated record.
AGGCACCGGGGGCUCCGGCUUGCUGCAGGGAGGGCAUCGGGGGCGGGGUUGGCCGUCGGGAGCCGCAGGGGUGGCAGGGGCGGCAGAGGCGGAGGCCGCGGGGCGCGAAGCCUGCGGGCAGAGACGCGGCGGAGAUGCUGGAGACCCUGCGGGAGCGGCUGCUGAGCGUGCAGCAGGAUUUCACCUCCGGGCUGAAGACGUUAAGUGACAAGUCAAGAGAAGCGAAAGUAAAAAGCAAAGCCAGAACUGUUGCAUAUUUGCCAAAGUACUCUGCUGGACUAGAAUUACUUAGCAGGUAUGAGGACACAUGGGCUGCACUUCACAGAAGAGCCAAAGAAUGUGCAAAUGCUGGAGAGCUGGUGGACAGUGAGGUGGUCAUGCUGUCUGCCUACUGGGAGAAGAAGAGGACUAGCCUGACAGAGCUCCAGGAGCAGCUCCAGCAGCUGCCAGGUCUCCUUGCAGACUUGGACUCCAUGAUGGCAAACCUGGAGUUUGAGGGAACAUCUAGCAGGGAGACUGCCAUAGCUGUUCAUUUAGAGGAGAGUUUUGAAGAAGUAGAAAAUCACCUGCUGCAUCUGGAGGAUUUGUGUGGGCAGUGUGAGUUAGAAAGACAUAAACGUGUGCAGUCCCAGUGCCUGGAGACUCUCCGGAGAAGUAGGAGGAAGGAGCUUGAAGCCUUCAAAGCUGAACUAGAUGCAGAGCACUCGCAGAAGGUCUUGGAAAUGGAGCACACCCAGCAGCUAAAGCUGAAAGAGCGGCAGAAGUUCUUUGAGGAAGCCUUCCAGCAGGACAUGGAACAGUACCUGUCCACGGGCUACCUGCAGAUCGCAGAGAGGCGAGAGCCCAUGGGCAGCAUGUCGUCCAUGGAGGUGAACGUGGACAUGCUGGAGCAGAUGGACCUGAUGGACAUCUCUGACCAGGAGGCGCUAGAUGUCUUCUUGAACUCGGGCGGAGAGGACAACACUGUGCUGUCCCCUGGUUUAGAACCUGAAUCUGACCCUUGUCAGAAUGAAAUUACUCUUCAGGUUCCAAAUCCCUCAGGAUCAGACACCCAGCCACCUGCCUCACCCUCUGCUUGUGCUGACCUGGACACCAGCGAUGGUCCUCUUGUCCAGUCUGAUGAAGAGGAGGUACAGGUGGACACUGUGUUGGCCACUUUACACACUGAAAGAAAGGCCACCCCAGAUGUCAGUGAUGACAGUGACUCAACUCAGGACAUUUGAACAACUGUCAGCUGUGUGCAGGAUCCACCUGUGAGUCUAGGCAGUGUUAGAGGAUCUUGAUUUUACACAGUUGGCAAUGGUGUGUCAGAAAUCAACCAGAGAAGAGCUAAUAAUAAAGUCUGGGGGCUAAACAUGAAGCUGAGUAGUGACUAGUGAGCGUGUAGCUACUUUGUUCGGCCACACUGGUGCUUACAGCAGGGGGCACCAAGCAUUGCUUAGAGUCCUUAAAGGAGAGGCAGCUGCGAGGGCCCCUGAGGAAGGGCUUGUAUAGGCAGGCCUGGGUCCUACUGUUUUAUAAGAACAGUUCUGUUAACAUGUAACACUAUGAUCAGAUUAGGACCUGAACCUGUCAGCUGAACUACCACAAGGCCAGCCCUAGAGCAACUGGGCCCCACAGAAACAGACCUGAGCCCAAUCAACUGGGCCUGCUCUUGCUUGCGUAGGAAUCCUGCCCCCAUUCGAGCUACGGCACAGAGGAAGGUGAGGGCAGCACACAGUGGCUGCUAACAGGACAGUGUCUCAGGAGCUCUGCUCCCUGGCCAGCCUCUGCCCCACUGACCAGAAUCGAGCCAUUCCAAAUAUUCACUCAUCUUCCACAAGACAGACAAAAUGUCCAAAAAAUGUUGUUUUUAUUAUUAAAUCUUGUAGUACAAACCUGAAAAGUAAACAAAAACUGGCAAUAAACCACAUGAAGUCUCCCUCUCAGGGAGGGUGCAGAGCAGCGCUAAUAAAUUAAUGUCAAACUGUAAGCCAUAGGCAGAAGUUUACUGUCAAAAGAGGGAAAAGUACACAGCAAGGCCAUAAAAACCGGACAACCACAUUGGAAAACACUCGACUGUUAUGUAAUCGUUAAAUAUUCCAAAACAGUUCAGUCUUCUGCAACAACAACCAACAAAGUGGAUCCUAGGACUCUCCUGGCAGUCACCACUGGCAAGCUCAGUGCAAUAUGGGUAGCUACGGACUGAUCCAAUUAUGAAACAAAGAACAGCUUGUGAAAACAGUUUCCCUUUUUUAUUCCACACAUACUGUACACACAACCGGAGAAGGGCAACAGCUACUCCAUUAUCAUGUUUUGUUGUUGUUCAGUGAUGUAAGCAGCACUUAGAAAUGUUACAAGAAAAACCCUGUAAGCAUCCAAUCCAGCCGAUGAAGAAACUGAAAUGUAAGGCUUUUCUUCAUCUCGUCUUCUCACCCCUCCCCUCCCCCCACCAAGAAAAGGCUCAAGUAUUUAAAACAAUUUACAGGCGUAUGUACAAAAGGGGUGGGAUUCUUUUUUUCAUUUUUUUCCUUUUUGUUAAAACAUGAAGAGAAAAAAUAGACAAGAUGAGCGCAAAUGCAUUU